Messenger RNA from Fulmarus glacialis (Northern fulmar), 284 nucleotides. It is a transcript of the gene MRPL13, whose product is annotated as mitochondrial ribosomal protein L13. Gene Ontology annotation, molecular function: structural constituent of ribosome; mRNA binding. The annotation marks the transcript as partial. Lineage: Eukaryota; Metazoa; Chordata; Aves; Procellariiformes; Procellariidae. The record is from RefSeq and is a predicted model, not a curated record. Gene Ontology annotation, biological process: translation; negative regulation of translation. The transcript has 4 exons. Gene Ontology annotation, cellular component: ribosome; mitochondrial large ribosomal subunit.
CUCAGCAAUGGGCUACUUUUGCCAGAGCCUGGUAUCUCCUCGAUGCGAAGAUGCAGCCACCAGGAAAAAUAGCAGCUGCGACCGUAAUCAGACUUGAAGGCAGGCAUAAACCUAUUUAUCAUGCACUAAGUGACUGCGGAGAUCAUGUUGUCAUAAUAAAUACAAGACAUAUUGCCUUCUCUGGUAACAAAUGGGAACAGAAAGUAUAUUCUUCACAUACUGGCUAUCCUGGUGGUUUCAAACAAGUGACAGCAACUCAGCUACAUUUGAAGGAUCCAACUGCU